Molecule: messenger RNA, 8511 nt
Organism: Polyodon spathula (Mississippi paddlefish)
Lineage: Eukaryota; Metazoa; Chordata; Actinopteri; Acipenseriformes; Polyodontidae
Gene: dock5
Product: dedicator of cytokinesis 5
Exons: 53
Coding region: 81-5681 (1866 amino acids)
Biological process (GO): cell migration; small GTPase-mediated signal transduction
Cellular component (GO): cytoplasm; plasma membrane
Molecular function (GO): small GTPase binding; guanyl-nucleotide exchange factor activity
Source: RefSeq, a predicted model, not a curated record
AUCAUGGCGGAGCGGUAAACACAGGAGAGAGGCAGCGGGUGGACGACUUUUACUGUUUAUAAAUCAGGUUUUUCACAAAAAUGUCUCGCUGGAUUCCGACCAAGAAGGAAAAAUAUGGCGUUGCAAUCUAUAACUACAAUGCCACUGAGACCCCAGAGCUGGGGCUGCAGGUGGGGGACACCGUUCACAUCCUGGAGAAAUUUGAAGGGUGGUACAGAGGCUACUUGCUGAGAAACAAAGCUCGAAAGGGCAUUUUCCCGGCUUCAUACAUCCACCUGAAAGAGGCCAGAGUGGAGGGCACAGGACAGCAGGAGACGGUUAUCCCCUCUGACAUGCCCCUGGUUCAGGAGCUCACUGCCACCCUGCGGGAGUGGGCACAGAUCUGGCACAAACUCUUUGUGAACAACAAGACCACGCUGUUCCGCCACAUCCAGCAGAUGGCGUACAGCCUGAUUGAGUACCGCUCGCAGAUAGUGUCGGGGACGCUGCCCAAGGACGACCUUGUAGAGCUCAAGAAAAAGGUCACGGCAAAGAUCGACUACGGCAACCGGAUCCUGGGUCUGGACCUGGUGGUGCGGGAUGACAGCGGGAACGCUCUGGACCCAGAGAGCAGCAGCACAAUCAGCCUGUUCCGUGCUCACGAGACCGCGUCCCGCGCCAUUGACGAGCACAUCCAGGAGGAGAAGUCUCGGAGCCAGAACCUGGAGAUGCGGCGGCAGUCUCUGUUCAGCUCUGUCCACACCUACAGCCUCUUCAUGAACCUCAAGAACUUUGUGUGCAACAUCGGAGAGGACGCUGAGCUGCUCAUGUCACUGUACGACCCCGACCAGUCCAACUUCAUCAGUGAAAAUUACCUGGUACGCUGGGGAAGUACAGGGAUGCCAAAGGAAAUUGAGAAACUCAACAACCUGCAAGCACUGUUUACGGACUUGAGUAGCAGUGACCUGAUUCACCCCCGAGUGUUCCUGGUGUGUCAGAUCAUCCGCGUGGGGUGCAUGGAGCUCAAAGAGGGCAAGAAGCACACGGCUGGCCUGAGGAGACCCUUUGGGGUGGCAGUGAUGGAUAUCACAGAUAUUGCCCACGGGAAGGUUGACGAUGAGGAGAAGCAGCACUUCAUCCCAUUCCAGCAGAUCGCCAUGGAGACCUAUAUCCGCCAGCGGCAGCUCAUCAUGUCGCCGUUGAUCCCAUCGCGAGUCAUCGGCGAGAACGAGCCCCUGACCUCUGUCUUCAACAAAGUCAUUGCUGCCCGAGAGGUCAAUCACAAAGGCCAAGGACUCUGGGUCUCUCUGAAGCUGCUCCCUGGAGACCUGGCUCAGGUGCAGAAGGACUUCCCUCACCUGGUGGAUCGAGGUACUGCCGUUGUGCGGAAGAUGGGCUUCCCAGAAAUCAUCCUCCCAGGUAACGUGCGCAAUGACAUCUACGUGACUCUGAUCCAGGGCGAGUUCGACAAGGGCAAAAAGAAGACCCCCAAAAACGUGGAGGUCAUGAUGUGUGUGCUGGAUGAGGAGGGGACACCUGUUCAGAAAGCGAUUUUCCCUGGAGCCGGGUGCGAGGGCAUCACGGAGUACAAGUCUGUGAUUUACUACCAGGUGAAACAGCCCUGCUGGAACGAGACUGUCAAGGUGGCGAUUCCCAUUGAAGACGUGUGCCGCUGCCAUCUGAGAUUCAGCUUCCGGCACCGCUCCUCCCAGGAAUCUAGGGACCGGUCGGAGAAGCCCUUCGGCGUGGCGUUUGUGAGGCUGAUGAAGGUCGACGGUACCACCCUGCGAGACGGGAGGCACGACCUCAUCUUGUAUAAGGGAGACGUGAAGAAAGCAGAAGACACCAAGUCGUAUCUGAGUGCUCCAGGGACAAGGGAGGAGCAGGAGGACAGAGAGAGGCAGUCUGGGAAACCAUUCCAUCAUUCCAGCAACCUUCCCAUCAUCAAAGACAUCUUCCAGAUCAGCACACUCACCUGCUCCACCAAACUCACCCAGAACGUGGACCUGCUGGCACUGCUGAACUGGAGGUCGAACCCAGAGAACCUGGAGCAGACCUUGCAGAGGCUGAUGCAGGUGCAGGGCAGCGAGAUCGUCAAGUUCUUGCAUGACACUCUGGAUGCACUGUUUAACAUCAUGAUGGUCACCUCAGAGAAGGACACCUACGACACUUUGGUGUUUGAUGCCUUGGUGUUCAUCAUCAUGUUGAUCGGGGACAUUAAGUUUCAGCACUUUAAUCCUGUACUGGAAACCUACAUUACCAAGCACUUUAGUGCCACACUAGCAUAUGUGAAGCUGACUAAGGUGUUAAAUGACUAUGUGGGGAACGCAGAGGAUCCCAAUAAGACAGAUCUGCUGUUCUCUGCACUCAAGGCCCUCAAAUACCUGUCCAGGUUCAUUGUGCAGUCCCGCAUUCUCUACCUGCGGUUCUAUGGAAACAGUGAGGAUGGAGACGACUUCAACAACUCCAUCAGAAAGCUCUUCUUCUCUUUCAACAUCCUGAUGGACCAGCCUCUGGAGGAGGCAGUCAAAAUCAAGGGCGCUACACUGAAGUAUCUUCCUGCCAUUGUGAAUGAUCUCCAGCUUGUUUUCGAUCCCUGUGAACUCAGUGUUCUGUUAACCAAGUUUAUCGAGAGCAUCCCGGAUUUCCAGCUCGUCCGUCAGAAACUGGGCUGUAUGUGCAAAAUUGUGGAGAGCGACCUCUUCAAACAGCCAGAGUGCCGUGACGUGCUGCUCCCGCUGAUGACUGACCAGUUAAGCGGUCAGCUGGACGACCGCUCCCAGAAACCGGACUACGAGGCGUGCAGCCAGCUUCUCAGCAACAUCCUGGAGGUGCUGGACCGCAAGAAUGUGGGCUGCUCCAGGGCACACGUCCAGCUUAUCAUGGAGCGUCUCCUGCGCAGGGUCAACCGCACGGUCAUCUGCAUGAGCCGCCACUCCCCGCUCAUCGGCCACUACCUGGCUUGCAUGACAGCCAUCCUGAAGCAGAUGGACGAUUCCCAUUACAGCCAUUACAUCAGCACUUUCAAAACCCGUCAUGACAUCAUUGAUUUCCUGAUGGAAACGUUCAUCAUGUUUAAAGACCUGAUUGGGAAGAAUGUCUUUCCCAAUGACUGGAUGAUAAUGAACCUGUUGCAGAUCAGGGUUUUCCUACGAGCGAUCAACCAGUUUGCAGGUGUUCUCAACAAGUAUUUUCUGGACCAGGCAAACUUUGAACUUCAGCUGUGGAACAAUUAUUUUCAUCUGACUGUUGCAUUUCUUACCCACAAGUCCUUGCAGCUGGAGACCUUCUCGCAGGAGAAAUGCAACAAAAUCAUCAGCAAGUAUGGAGACAUGAGGAAAGAAAUUGGUUUUACGAUCAGGGACAUGUGGUACAAUCUUGGCCCCCACAAGAUGAAGUUCAUCCCUGCCAUGGUGGGCUCCAUCCUGGAGGUGACUCUGGUCCCCGAGCCUGAGUUAAGGAAAGCAACCAUCCCAAUAUUCUUUGACAUGAUGCAGUGUGAGCACAACUUCAGCUCCAGCUGCAGCUUCCAAGCGUUUGAGAACGAGCUGAUUAUGAAGCUGGACCAGGAGGUGGAAGGAGGCCGGGGGGAUGAGCAGUACAAGGUCCUGCUGGAGAAGACGCUGCUGGAGCACUGCCGGCGGCACCGCUACCUGUCAAGCUCAGGGGAGACCUUCGUCUUGCUGCUCAGCAGUCUGCUGGAGAAUCUUCUGGCCUAUCGCACCAUCACCCACGACGAGAGCCCGGAGCACCGCAUGAGCUGCACUGUCAAUGUCCUGAACUUUUAUAAGGAGAAAAAGCGAGAAGACAUUUACAUACGGUACUUGUACAAGCUGCGUGAUUUGCAGCGGGCCAGUGAGAACUACACCGAGGCAGCCUGCACCCUGCUCCUGCAUGCUGAACUCUUACAGUGGUCCGAUCGCCCCUGCGCCUCCCACCUCAUUCCCAGGGACCACUCCCAGGUGUGGAGCCAGCAGGAGCUGAAGGAGUAUCUCUUCAAGGAGAUCAUCAGCUACUUUGACAAGGGCAAGAUGUGGGAGAAGGCGAUUGAGCACAGCAAGGAGCUGGCCAGGAUGUACGAGAAUGAGAUAUUUGACUUCAUUGGGCUCAGCCAGCUGCUGAAGCAGCAGGCCCAGUUCUAUCAGAACAUCAUGCACGCCAUGAGACCCCAGCCCGAGUACUUUGCAGUGGGAUACUAUGGACUUGGCUUUCCUUCCUUCUUGAGGAACAAAAUAUUCAUUUACCGCGGGAAGGAGUACGAGCGUCUGGAGGACUUUGGACUGAAGCUGCUGUCUCAGUUCCCCAACGCAACGAAGAUGACCAGCACAGCGCCCCCUGGCGAGGAGGUCCGCAGUUCAUCAGGACAGCACAUCCAGUGUUUCACUGUGAAGCCAGUGAUGAACCUGCCUCCUCGAUACAAGGACAAGCUGGCCCCGGAGCAGAUACUUCACUAUUACAGGGCCAACGAGGUGCAGCAGUUCCAGUACUCAAGAGCCUUCAGGAAAGGAGAGAAGGACCCGGACAAUGAGUUUGCUACCAUGUGGAUUGAGAGAACCUCAUACAUCACAGCCUACAAGUUUCCAGGGAUCCUAAAGUGGUUCGAAGUCAAAUCAGUCUCCAUUGAGGAGAUCAGCCCCCUGGGAAAUGCCAUCGAAACCAUGGAGCUGACCAAUGAGAAGCUGAGUAACCUGGUCCAGCACCAGGCCUGCGACCGCUCCCUGCCCGUCCACCCGCUCUCAAUGCUGCUCAAUGGCAUUGUGGACCCUGCCGUCAUGGGCGGCUUCUCCAACUACGAGAAGGCAUUCUUCACAGAAAGGUACCUCCAGGAGCACCCAGAAGACCAGGAGCGUAUUGAACUCCUCAAGGAGCUCAUUGCAAUCCAGAUCCCGUUGCUGGCGCGUGGGCUCCAGAUUCACGGGGAGAAAUCCACAGAGCAGCUGAAACCACUCCACAACCGGCUGGUCACCUGCUUCCAGGAGCUGAAGGAGAAGGUGGAGAAGCACUGUGGAGUCAUUACCCUGCCCUCCUCCCUGACGGAGCGCAAGAAAAGCCGUACAGGCUCCAUGGUAAUGCCCUACAUCCUCUCGUCGACGCUGCGCAGGCUUUCCACCAUCUCCAUGGCAUCCUCCGGGGUCUCUAGCUGCUCCACUUCCUCAGAAAACUCCUCGAGACCCUGCUCCAAUGAGGGGCUUGGGACGAGGGAUGCUCCUGGUGAUAGGGAUUGGCCGAACCUGCUCAGUCAUUGCAGAAUCAGCCAGUUCAACAGGAAAGAGUGGAACAUCAGCAAAUCCCAAGUCCUGACUGAGAGAGAGCCAGACGGAGCGACUCCCCCAGAGAGACCACAGCGCCCCAAGAGCCUGCAGUUUGGUGAUCGGCGGGUGACCCUGUCCUUGUUUCAGGGAUCUUCCUCCCAGCUGAACUUGUCGACCUCAGUGAGCCCUUCUCCAGGCACCCAAUGCUCGCCCCGAAGCUCCAGUUUCUCAUCUCUACAGAGCGAGGGGGAGGUGAACUCUGACCUUCACAACACUCCGCCCCCAAUGCCUCCUAAACACAAACCUCACGAGAACGGCAGCCAGAGGAACAGGAGCUCCACAGAGAUUGUGCCCCCAUUACCAGUUAAAGGGGACUCCAAACCUCCUCCUCCUCCACCCCCCAAAACCAGAAGAUCCGUUGUCCCAUCCCCUGAUCAUGCUCCACAGUGAGAGGGCUUCUGCAUGGUAGCGCAGUGCAAUUCUGGAGGGGAGAGGCGGGCUAGCUUGGGAGAGUAUCUCUCCAACCCUCAUGUCAUGGGACUCCUCUUCUAGCAAGGCCCCCUACAGUAAUGGGCAGGGCGUUGCCUGCUUUGCAGAUGGCAGUUUAAUAGCUUGUUUUGUGGGUUGUCUGAAUCUUAACAGAUGGCUAGAUAUAUCUAAUGUAGUUCAUACAAGUGGGUGCCUCUUAUGGAGUGUCAUCUCGCGAAUGCUGUUUUGUUUUUUGGUGUCAUGACCUGUGUAUUAGAGCCACACUUGCUAAAGUUGUAUUUAAAGAUGUGCUCCUAGUUUUGCAAGCAGACUGGCACUAAUUAUUGUUUCUUUGUUUUUUGGAGAAAUUAAACCGAGAUACACAGUAACAAAUACACUUAAGAUACUCAUUAACAAAUAAACGUGACAGCCUUUCUACAGAGGUGUGAGAUGGAGUGCUGUAAUCCGGAAAUGAAGACAAACGUUUUAGCUGUUGCCUUACUCUUCGUUUUGUGAGUUAACUCCCAUGAGAAAACAUGGCCUGCAGGGUGCAAUGUAGAUACCACACUAGACAAGCUUUUCAGAGGAAUUGAUGGUUUGAAAUGGAGUGCUGGUGGAGAUUGUUUUGAUUGUGUUUUCCCAGUGAAGGGAGUCUAUCAGCAUUUUGUUUGAUCAUUGAUCAAUUCUAUAUUACUGUUAUAUUGGAAGCCCUAUGAGCCAGGUAUUGUAUUAUACUGGAUAUCAGGCUGAUGUGGAUGCUCUCUGGUCAUUGGGCAGCCACACCCUCUUACAUUCUGCACCACACACCAGAAUUAUCUCAAUCUGUUCCUCUUCGCUUCAAGACAUUUCACACUGGAAAGAGGAGACAAUCAAUGUUGAAAAUGAUGCUUAUGAUACUGCCUUAUGGGACUCCCUGUAAAAUGUUUUUUUAAACAUACAGCGCAAGAUGACACUCCUUGAAAAAUAAGAGACUCUCCACUGCUGUGUUAGGAAUGGACGAUAUAAAGAGGAGUCAUCCACACCUGAAAAAUACCUUGUAAACUGCAAUCUUACACAAAAGAAGGGUUAUUCACCCACCUGGAACAUGUGAUAGCUAAUGUCAGAUUAUUAUGUUAUAAUAUCAUGAUUUUAAAUGCACAACACAGAAUUAACUUCAAUCUAAUGUUUUUUUUUUUUUUCUUGUUAAUGAAAAUUGUUUAGCAAUUUGAUAAUUCCACAGCAGCCACCCUACCAAAUACUAUUAACUUCCUCUCAUGAUUUACUGAGCCUACUGGGAGACAUUGAACCCUGUGUUGCAGACUUCAAAACUACAGCGUCAAACACCAUCACAAAAUGCAAAUCCUCUAAAAAUCCUAUCUGAGUAAAUUUUUGCGUAAAUAAUGUUUUAAAAAGAGAAAUAUAUUAAGAUGAUUAACAAAAAGUACUUCAAGAAGUGCAGUACAACUCUGAACACACUAAGACUGCGUGAGAUGCAACACAGAGCCUUCCUGAGGGUCUGUUUUUAUGAACUAAUACUGAGUCAACCAUCAGUAAGGUUUCAUCUGCAUAGAAUUGUGUUUGAUUAAUAAAAACUUUCUUAAAUAACCCUAUUGGCCCUUAUUUUUCCAUUUCUCCUGCAGUCUUGAUUUUUUUAAUUUUACUAAGAUUGGUGUUCACUUUUCAUGUCCAGUACAUCACAAAGAUGUAUAUUCGUGUAAUAGCCACCAAAGCAGUGAUGUAUUCACCCUGAAACUAAAAUGAACAGCAAUCAAAAGCAGUAACUGAUCUUAACUGACAUGCAUAUAUUACCUCAUGUAUUUAAAAAAGGUGAGCAAAAUGCACUGGAACUCAAUAAUAAAUUAUAAGAAAAUGUGGGUUUUUUUGAUGGUUAGGUUUAGCUGAAAGAUGCAUGUUAAGAGCAAGAUGCACAAAAUCGUAGUGGCUUUUUAACAGUGCUCUUACAUGUCUGUCGUAUUUAUACUAGGUUGUGCCAUGUUCUUAAUAAUGAUUAUUUUGCAGGUACAAUUUGCUUGACAUGUGUUUGGCAUUUCAGACAGAAUGGUGCAUUCAGAACUCUCCUGUAAUCCCGCCUCUGUUAUAUUCUGAGGUGUAACUGUUUCCGUGGUGACAAGGAGAGUUCUGUACUUGUGACAGGAAGCGGCUGUCUUUGUGGCUCGGUCAAUACAGGAACAGACCCAAACAUGGUUAUGGAGUAUGUCCUUUUUGGCUUCUUCCUAAUGUAUUUUCAGGAAAGCAGGGUGCUUUACUUGCUGUUUUUAAGGUAAUCAAGCACACAUUAAGACUUCUUUCAUCUUGUUUGGGAACAAGAAGCAGCAGUUUUGAAAAUCAAGGCUCACCCAUUCUUAGCACACCAUUUGCCCUUAAUUGGAUGAUCUAAUUUAAUAGGAAUGCGUGUUUCCUAGUAUUGUAGAUUCUACUACUUCGCUUGGUAGGCUAUUCCAUGUAUUUAUAACUCUCUGUGUAGAAUGCUUGUUAUCUUCUGUUCUUAACUUCCUUUAAGUUCCAUUUAGCGGUACUUGUAAUGUUUAAAAUAAUAAUAGGGGCAUUUGGUAUUUUACUUUGUCUGUGUGGCUUUUUCUGGUUCACUACCAGAUGGUAAUGCCCUCGGGUGACUAGAGAAGGAGCACAUCUAAGAAAUGCUUCGAGUAGCCGCUCCAGGUAUGAGGAACUUGGAAAACAGCAAGUGGAGAACUCUGCUUCCCUGACAGCAAGUCUAGCAUGUCCUCUGCCUCUAUGCAAAGGCUGGCACUUUUUUUUUUAAUCAGGGGUGACUGUAAAAUUUGUAAUGAAUAAAACUUUAAUUAUUUGCAAA